This is a messenger RNA of Harpia harpyja (harpy eagle), 698 nucleotides long. RefSeq names its product cysteine rich protein 1 (gene CRIP1). Gene Ontology annotation, molecular function: zinc ion binding. Bases 106 to 339 code for a protein of 77 amino acids. Gene Ontology annotation, biological process: regulation of gene expression; intrinsic apoptotic signaling pathway in response to DNA damage. The record is from RefSeq and is a predicted model, not a curated record. The transcript has 5 exons. NCBI's taxonomy places the organism in Eukaryota, Metazoa, Chordata, Aves, Accipitriformes, Accipitridae.
GGGGCGGGGCGGCGGGGCAGUGACUCCGGCGGGGCCGGCGCGGAGCACCCCACAGCCGGUGCGAGCGGCGAGCCGAGCCGAGCCCAGCCGAACCGAGCCGACACCAUGCCCAAGUGCCCCCGCUGCCAGAAGGAGGUCUACUUCGCUGAGAAGGUGACUUCUCUGGGGAAGGACUGGCACCGGCCCUGCUUGAGAUGCGAGAAGUGUAACAAGACCCUGACGUCUGGAGGCCAUGCAGAGCACGAUGGCAAGCCGUACUGCAACCACCCCUGCUAUGCUGCCUUGUUUGGGCCCAAAGGGUUUGGCCGGGGAGGAGCUGAGAGCCACACGUUCAAGUAAACCUCAGGUCUGACAGCCAGGGUUCCCAGCACGGCCCGAAGACAGCACAAACGCACUGCGACAGACAUGCAUUUUUGUUUUUAAUUCACUCUGUACUAGACUAGCACGUUAAAAGCAAUAGGUAACCAAGGCUGGGGCUGGUGUGGAGAGGGACUCUGCUCCAGAUGGAGCGCUGCCAGGGUGGGGGCGUUGGGACGCCCUGCCGGAUAGGAAAUUUGGCCGGUAUUGCUGAAGGCCGCCUGGAGAGGAGACCGCACCCUUCCAGCUAAAACCCAGCUCUGCUUCUGGCACCCAGCUCUCGUGGGUGGGCCCACAGUUGUAUUUUCAGUCUUUAAUAAACCCAGACCGAAAGAUGCUUC